GGGCGAGGCGAGGCGAAGGAGGCAGGCGGAGUGCUGGGACACGGAAGAAGAGGGUCGCCGCUGAGCUGCUGCCCCUUUUCCCGAGCGGGCGUGCGGCUGCGGCUUCUUUCUUGACCGGCUUCCCCCGCAAGGCAGGAUCUUCUGCUGUGAAGACGUUACCUAAGUGCCAGCAGAUCUGACCCACGAAGCCUGGAAAGAGAAGACCAUCAGGUUCUUGGGCGCAGUGCCGUCCAGCUCCACCUCCCCUAGAGGCCCCCGGACCUGAGCAGAGGUGGAAGUGGGGUGGCCUGGCCCCCCUCCUGCAGACCCAUGGCGCGUCGGCUCCAGUUACAACUGCUGACGUGGGAUGUGAAGGACACGCUGCUCAGGCUCCGCCACCCCGUGGGGGAGGAAUAUGCCGCCAAGGCCCGGGCCCACGGGCUGGAGGUGGAGGCCGCGGCCCUGGGACAGGCCUUCGGGCGGGCAUAUAGGGCUCAGAGCCACAGCUUCCCCAGCUAUGGCCUGAGCCGUGGCCUCACCUCCCGCCAGUGGUGGCUGGAUGUGAUCCUGCAGACCUUCCACCAGGCAGGCAUUCGGGAUGCCCAGGCUGUGGCCCCCAUCGCUGACCAGUUGUACGAGGACUUCAGCAGUUCCCGCACCUGGCAGGUGUUGGAGGGGGCUGAGGCCACCCUGAGGGGGUGCCGAAAACGAGGUCUGAGGCUGGCAGUGGUCUCCAACUUUGACCGACGACUGGAGGACAUCCUGGCGGGUCUUGGUCUGCAGGAACACUUCGAGUUUGUGCUGACCUCCGAGGCUGCCGGCUGGCCCAAGCCCGAUCCCCGCAUUUUCCAUGAGGCCUUGCGCCUUGCUCAGGUGGAACCGGCAGUGGCAGCCCACAUUGGGGACAGUUACCAAUGUGAUUACAAGGGAGCACGGGCCGUGGGUAUGCACAGCUUCCUGGUGGCUGGCCCUGAGCCUUUGGACCCUGCGGUCAAGGAUUCUGUACCCCAAGAACACAUUCUCCCCUCACUGUCCCAUCUCCUGCCUGCCCUUGACCGCCUGGAGGGCUCACCCCCAGGGCUUUGAGUCUGGCAAGGGAAGCGGUCAGGCCCAACAGACACUGGAGACAGGGAGCUCCUUCCUUCCCUGAGAUCUGGCCUUCACCCCCCCACCCCCCGCAGCCUCCAUAAUGCAUUCCGACUAUAAAGCAGUGAAUGCGGGGCAUUCAACCCUGCGCCACUAUCCAGCUCCUGGUCUCUGAGAUGCUUCAUUCCUCACACCUGUGUCCAUUUUCUACCAUGAGUCCCCCCUCACCUCCAACAAGAUUCAUGAGGGCCCAACUAGCUUCAAAACCAACACUUUCAAACUUUCUUUUUAGCAGCAGGGCCUUUCGUGAUGGGAGAGCUUAUGUGGAACCCCAACAUGCAAAUCAGGAAAAAUGAGAAACUGCUAGGGUUGAAGCAGAGGUCCUGGGGCCCUUCAUUCAGGCCCUGAAGCCUCUGCGACUCUCCCCUGAGAAGCCUGAGAUCAGAGCUUAGUACCUGCGGGUACUGGAGGUCUCGUUGAGGCGUGUCUCACUCCGAAGCCCACUGGCUUGACUGCGAGGUUACAAGUAGAAUGGGAUCCGUGUCACACGAGGCGUAAUGCAGCGGGGAUCCAGGGAGAACAGAGAAGGUGUCCUAAGGAUGGCGGUCCUGAAGGGCACCCCAGUCAUAGGAAUAGCUUGGGGGUGGGAAAGCACAGGGAACAGGGACUGGAACACGAGGUGGCAGGAGUGCAGGGAAUAUGGGGGGAAUCACUGGAGAUUGAAGUAGGUUAGGCUUUUAAAAUUCUAUGUCUCUUCCUGCCUUCCCCCCUUCACACACCUCUCUACAUCGUAUUUACUGGACACCUGUGCCUUGCCCAGUGCCAGGCACAGGGGGUACCACAAGUAAAAAGCACACAAACAGGCAUACACAGUGUAUGUUCUGGUGCCAACAGGCAGGGAGGACUCUGGAGUGGACCCUGAGCUGGGGGUGGCCCGUAGAUGGGCAGAGGGAUAAGAGGGGCAUUCCUGGCAGUGGGCCCACAAACUGUGGACUGAAGACUGCUGUGGGGAGUUGGACUGGUGGUUGGGGGAGCAUGGCCUGGGGGCCUUUGGGUGCCAAGUAGAAGAAAUUGGCUUUGACCCAGGUUUGAGCAGAGACUGUGCCCAGGCAAAGGCAGGGAAGCUCUUCUCAGACUUGGCCGAACCUCUUGUGGGUCUGUCUUCCUUGGGCUUGGUGCUGAGGCCAGGCGACCCAACAUUAAUUCCCAACUGUCAGGCAGUGAGGAGAUGGGGCAUGAGCUGUGGUUUCAGAACUGCAAGGGCCUCAGAAGUCAUGUCAACUGAAAAAGUUGAUUUGAUCCACCCGGUGUUUCAAGUAAAUUAUUGAGCAAACUGAAGAGUGGGGAGGGCUCUGGCCUCCAUCUUUGUUUUU
This is a messenger RNA of Globicephala melas (long-finned pilot whale), 2438 nucleotides long. It is a transcript of the gene HDHD3, whose product is annotated as haloacid dehalogenase like hydrolase domain containing 3. Lineage: Eukaryota; Metazoa; Chordata; Mammalia; Artiodactyla; Delphinidae. Gene Ontology annotation, cellular component: nucleus. The record is from RefSeq and is a predicted model, not a curated record.